UUUUCGACAUUCUGUGAGGAAAGAGAACGGAAGUCUGUUGGACGCGAAUUAACCAUGUCUUUAUCCAAAGCAAUUACAUAUAAUCGCCAUAAUUGGAAGGAUUCGAGUUGUCCAAUUCUAUGCCCGUCGUGCUUGGGCGAGAAUCCGAACGUGCGCAUGAUUAAGGAGCGCUACGACAAGAAUUGCAAGAUUUGCACUCGGCCCUUCACCUGUUUUCGCUGGUGUCCGGGCAUGCAGAUGCGCUUCAAGAAGACGGAAAUAUGUCAGGCAUGCGCACGUAUGAAGAACGUGUGCCAGACAUGCGUGCUGGACCUGGUGUACGGGCUGCCCACGCAGGUGCGCGACGUGGCCAUCAUGAACGCCAACAAGAGCGCUGCGCGGGCUGCGAAAAAUAAAACGCUGAUCAAGUUGUCGCGCAUGGCGCCCUACUACACCCAGAACAGGUCGCGUAUCUGCUCGUUUUGGCUGCGGGGCAGGUGCAGGCGCGCCGAGGGGUGCCCCUAUCGUCACGAGAAGCCGCACGAUCCGGAUGAAGUGCUCUACAGUCAGAAUAUCAGGGACCGCUACUAUGGCAACAACGAUCUCGUUGCCGAGAAGAUGCUGCAUCGCGUCGGCCUGAUGCCCAAGCUGGACGUGCCACUGGAUAAAACCAUUUCCACCCUCUACGUGGGCAACCUGUCCGAGCAGAUCUCUGAGGCGGAGCUGCUCAAUGUGUUCUAUCCGUAUGGCGAGAUUCGCUCCGUCACUCUGGUGCCGCGCCAGAGCUACGCCUUCGUCCAGUACUUCAAUCGCAGCGACGCCGAACUGGCCGCCGAGCGCACCUUCAGCAAGCUGUCGCUGAAGGGCCGCAGGCUCAUCAUCAAGUGGGCCCGCACGCAGCAGAGGCCCUUCCCGCUCAACUUCAACAAGAAUCGCCGCUAUGCCGGGGAGGAGCUCAGUUUUGGCAAUGGCGAGAUCUACAUCAUGCCGCCCGGCCUGAAGCUGCGCGACUUGCCACCCAGCCUAAUCCCGACCUCAGUCUACAAGCAAAUCGUGCAGAGAUAAAUCUUGCUGCCAAACUAUAACACUUUGCACAUUUCUCAACACACCGAGAGAAACUCCCGUAAAUAUUAACCAAAUAAAUUAACAACAAUUCAAUUUUCGCUGCUUCGACUGCUUUGACUUAUGUUUACUUCUUGCCAUAGUUCUUGAUAGAGAAUUGGUAGACAAAUCUAACAUCUAAUAUUUGCUUGCUCUGUUGCUGAUUGACAUCAAAUUGAGAAAUGGAAUUUGUCGAUAUAUUGCUGAGGUGAAUAACUGCACAAGAUGAGGGCUUAGGAGAAACCUAUAAAGAGCUAACAGCUAGGCAUACCCUGUAAUCAAAUUGGCUAAACAGUAAAAGUUGUGGUAGCACGCAUAAAGUUGAAUUAGGGCUGGAAAAGGCUUCAGUAUACACAUACAUAUACACAUAUACGCUGUUGCAUCGGUGUGAGUUUAUGAUUUAACUUAGUUGCCUAUUGCAUUGGUAUUAGCGUGAAUGAGUUAGCAUUUUAUUGACAGUUAAAAAACCCAUUGUCACUUAGAGUGAGAGAGAGUAGACAAAGACAACUAUAGCUAUUGCUGAGCAUGGUUGUCCCGUUUGUUGUUACUCACUCGAGCAUAGGGCUGCAAUGAUAUCGAUAAUCAAAAAAAAUGCAGCCAGAGAUAAUUAGUUGGACCAAAAUAGGCAAUGGCUCAAGAUUGUCGGAAGAGCGAACCGGA
Molecule: messenger RNA, 1740 nt
Organism: Drosophila arizonae
Lineage: Eukaryota; Metazoa; Arthropoda; Insecta; Diptera; Drosophilidae
Product: pre-mRNA-splicing factor RBM22 pseudogene
Source: RefSeq, a predicted model, not a curated record